GCACCAGGGGGCCUCUUUGUGUGAGUCAAACACCUCUGAACUUCAAGGCAGCAAGAUGAGAAGUUGUGUCUGAGCGGUGGAGCCAAAGCCCACCCAGAAGAGGGGGCUGCUCAGUGGGUCAUAUAAAACUUCCCCCAGAGUGGAAGAACUAUUAGUUGGCAGCUCAGGAAAGAACUUAGACAGAGCAAUAAAAAAGGAACACCAGCAAACAGCAAUGGCAUCUUUAGGGCUGCAGAUUCUGGGCAUCGGGCUGGCGGUGCUUGGAUGGAUUGGAAACAUACUGAUCUGUAUGCUGCCCCUGUGGAGGGUGUCAGCUUUUAUUGGGAACAACAUUGUUGUGGCUCAGACCAUCUGGGAAGGACUGUGGAUGAGCUGUGUGGUGCAGAGCACAGGCCAGAUGCAGUGCAAGGUCUAUGACUCGCUGCUGGCCCUGCCUCCGGACCUUCAGGCAGCCCGGGCCAUGGUGGUUAUUGCCAUCCUAUUCUCUCUGUUCGGCUUGCUGCUCUCUGUGGUCGGAGGGAAAUGCACCACCUGCAUUGGGGACAAAAUGGCAAAAGCCAGAGUAGCAAUCUCGGCAGGCGUUUUCUUCAUCCUGAGUGGGGCUCUGUGUCUGGUGACUGUGUCUCUGCCUGCUAAUACUAUCAUAAAGGAUUUCUACAACCCCUUGGUUCCUGAUGCCCAGAGGAGAGAGCUGGGUGCGUGUUUGUACAUGGGCUGGGGAGCAUCAGGACUGCUGUUGAUCGGUGGUGCUCUCCUCUGCUGUCAUUGCCCACCAGGAAGAGACCGCUAUAACGGAGCAAAGUUCUCCCCGCCUAAAUCCACAACACCAGGGAAGGAGUUUGUCUGAGCUGCUGCAUUUUACGAGGCAGCUCCUUUUAAGAAAGUGCCUGACUGUAUAGACUGUAUAUGUAGUACAAACUUAUUGCUUAAAAAUGUCUGGUUUGUGUUGUAAUUAACUUCUUUGACUAACACAUUAUGACCUUUUGUUUCUGAAAGACACAAGGAACUCUAAGGUAUGUGGCAUAUUAGAUUAAUGCUGCAGCUUAAUCCAUUUAUUUUUACUUUGUCCUUAUUUUGUGCUUUAAUUUCUAUAUUAACUUCCUCUGUUUUCAUUACUUUUCAAAAUAGGCUUUUCAAAAAGAUUAUUUGUCAUGUGAGAUUUAUGUUUUGAUUGA
Messenger RNA from Monopterus albus (swamp eel), 1175 nucleotides. Its product is annotated as claudin-4-like. Bases 215 to 847 code for a protein of 210 amino acids. The transcript has a single exon. Lineage: Eukaryota; Metazoa; Chordata; Actinopteri; Synbranchiformes; Synbranchidae. Gene Ontology annotation, molecular function: structural molecule activity. The record is from RefSeq and is a predicted model, not a curated record. Gene Ontology annotation, cellular component: bicellular tight junction; membrane.